This is a messenger RNA of Trichomycterus rosablanca, 1697 nucleotides long. RefSeq names its product annexin A13, like (gene anxa13l). Lineage: Eukaryota; Metazoa; Chordata; Actinopteri; Siluriformes; Trichomycteridae. The coding region runs from base 81 to 1034 and encodes 317 amino acids. Gene Ontology annotation, cellular component: cytoplasm. The transcript is spliced from 11 exons. The record is from RefSeq and is a predicted model, not a curated record. Gene Ontology annotation, molecular function: calcium ion binding; calcium-dependent phospholipid binding.
GGGAUGCUGGCUGCGUGACGUCACCGCGGGUGGUGCAGGACAGAAGCUUGUGAGCGGCGGACGCAGCACAAACCGAGAAGAUGGGAAACGUUCAACCUACAGUUCUUCCCUAUGAGGACUUUGAUGUGGUGUCAGAUAUCAAGGAGAUUCGCAAAGCCUGCAAAGGAAUGGGUACUGAUGAGGAGACCAUCAUCUCCAUCCUAGCUAACCGCUCCUCAGCCCAGCGUCUGGAGAUCAAACAAGCCUACUAUGAGAAAUACGAUGAUCAGGAGUUGGAGGAGGUGCUAAAGAGCGAGCUGACAGGAAGCUUCGAGAAAGCCAUCGUCGCCAUGUUGGACCCACCUCACAUCUACGCCACUAAAGAGCUGCGGCGCGCCAUGAAGGGCGCCGGCACCGACGAGGACAUUCUGGUGGAGAUUCUGUGCACAAGCUCCAAUCAGGAAAUUCUGAAUAUUAAAGAAGCGUACGCUGAAGUACACGGCCGUGAUCUGGAAGCGGACAUCGAAGACGACACCAGCGGAGACGUCAGGAACUUGUUGAUUUCACUCCUGCAGGCGAUCAGGGACGAGGGGUUUGAAGUGGACGAGGAGUUGGCUGAGCAGGACGCCAAUGCACUGAUUGAGGCAGGAGAGGGUUGCUUCGGGACGGACGAGUCCACCUUCACCCACAUCCUCACCCACAGGAACUACCUGCAGCUACAGGCCACCUUCAAGUAUUACGAAUCAGCAUCUGGAACCGACAUCCUUGAUUCCAUCGACAACGAGGCUACCGGGACGUUAAAGGACUGCUACAUUACUCUGGUUCGAUGUGCCAAAAACCCGCAGCUCUACUUCGCCCGUCGCCUGAACGCAGCGAUGGCGGGCGCAGGGACAGAAGAGGACACCCUCAUCCGCAUCAUAGUGGGCCGCUCCGAGGUGGAUCUGGAGACUGUGAAGGACAUGUACCUGGAGAAGUACGACGUGACGCUGAAGGAUGCACUGGACUCAGACUGCGGGGGGGAUUUCAAGCGCCUCUUGCUGGCCGUUCUGCACUAAGGGUGGCGAAAGAGUCCCGAACUAAACCUCCAAUCAGGAAGAACCUUCUCACCAACACUGCCUGUAGAAACCUGUACCGAUUUUAACCUGUCAUCGAAUGAUUUUAACUUACAUAAUCGAUGUCCCCUGGCCUAAAUCCCUGCUCCCCUGUGUUGACAGAUGGAAACGUUCCAGAGUUGUUCCACUUAGUCUUUUCAGUCUGGGUUUUUUUCCAUGGGCACAGUCAGGUGUUUUAGUAAGGUAAAUAGAAAUCCAUCAGUCGAGUUCCUUUUUAAUGUUUCCUAUUUUAAUGGUACAGAUUAUAAACCAUAUAUAACAGAGCUUUUAGUAUUUGGAACAGCACUAAGCUUUUACAUACUGCUUACUUGUCCUUUUUCAAUGGUUAGUAUUUAAGAGGAACAUUGUUUCAGGCGGUUAUCUAAAGGAAUGUUAAUAUAAUCUGAAAUGCUAUGCAGAAGAAUAGUUAGUGCUUGUGGAACUGAUAAAAAGCUGCUAUUUAUCCAGAGAAGAGCUUUAUUGUAGUCUAAUAUAUCACUGACUGUACACUGUUGAGCUGCUGAUGUUGAUGUGAUUAAUCUGAAUACAAACAAAAAUAUGGGACCAAUGUGCAAACAAAUCUGUGUUUAUGUGCAUUAAAAUAAUAAUAAAACGGCAUCAAAUGAG